This is a messenger RNA of Melopsittacus undulatus (budgerigar), 3355 nucleotides long. Its product is annotated as shugoshin 2. Gene Ontology annotation, cellular component: chromosome, centromeric region; kinetochore. Lineage: Eukaryota; Metazoa; Chordata; Aves; Psittaciformes; Psittaculidae. The transcript has 9 exons. Gene Ontology annotation, biological process: meiotic sister chromatid cohesion. Bases 275 to 3178 code for a protein of 967 amino acids. The record is from RefSeq and is a predicted model, not a curated record.
CCCCGCCCCGCCGCAACCGGCUCUAGGGAUGGAGAGUAUGUGCGCAGCAGGUCCCAUUCCUCCUUUCCCAGGCGGGACAGCCGACACACGCAAACACCGAGCACUCCGCCGCCAUGCCGCAGGGCGGGGCGAAGCGGGGGGCGGGCUGCCGGCUAUAGCGGUUGCAUUCAAAAAUCGCCUGGCGGGCAGAUCGGUUUCCUCUCUUUCCCCUGCUCCGGCCGCUUGAGGGGCAGCCGCCAGCCCCCGGCGGGGCUCGCUGAGCCAGCCCGCAGCUAUGGCAUCUCGGGAGGCUUCCGAAACGUUCUUCAGCCUGAGUGGUGUAAGAGAGCGCAUGUGGGAGAGGAAAAAGGGUGCCUUGAAGACAGCGAAGUUGAACGCCUCUAUUGCAUCAAAAAUCAAAACCAGAAUCAUUAACAACUCCUCCACUAUUAAAGUCUCCUUAAAGCACAACAAUAAAGCACUGGCCCUAGCCCUCAAUGGGAUGAAAGCCAAUGUACAACAGCUCACCCAGGAGAAGACCAUCUUACAGAAGGAAGUAGAGGAGUGUCACUUCCAGAAUGCGGUGCUGCGGCAUAAGCUCUCCUUCAUGGAUAAUGCCAUGAAAGAACUUGAAAACGUUAUGGCUGCAGUUAAAACAGCCCGUCUGUCUGAGUUCCAUACAAGAUCUGCACCCUUGUGGAAUGGCCAGAAGAGCAGCAUAACUGAAGAUAGCUGGGCCAAUGAUAUUGCAGAUGUUCAGCUUGUGAGGGCUACAGGGAUGCCAAUGAGGGUGCCCAUUUCCAAGCCAUGUGAUGGUUGCACUUCCACAGCAGCACAAACAAUCUCACUAGAUUUUCCGAGUCAUGCUUCUAAUGAGCCCCUGGAAGUUGUGCCUAUUGCCUCUAAAGACACUUUGCCACCACAGCCUGCUGAGAAGCCUCAGUCCCCCCUGGAAAAGAAUGAGAAGAUCACUGAAGCGAUGGAAGCAGAGGAAGCUUUUCUUGGCUCUUGCAUCUUUGGAGAGGCCAUUUGCACCACCAAAAAAAAUCCCAACAGUUUGCCAGCACUUCCCUUGGAAAGUAAUUCUUUUUCACAUGAGGGCAAUGAGAUAGCAAAGCAUUUGUUGGAUCGUCUCUCACAAGGAUAUGUUACUCAGAGAAGAAAGUAUCACAGCCUAAUUACAAGCAGCACUCCAUCUUCUGGUGUGGAUGUCUUCUCACCUGCCAGUUCCACUCUGGAAGCUGAAGGCUGUAUCACAAAGGACAGCAGCAGCUCCAGGAAGAGCAACACAGAGCCACAGCUGAAAUCUCCCAGCUCUGUGGUUUCACCUACUCAAACCACUGUUACUCCUGAUAGAAAGUCUUUGGGCAAAGAGAUUUUUUGUGGUCAGUCACAGGAUAAACAAACUGGGCGUGGUGUUGAAAUGGACCCCACAUAUAGCAGAGUCCCUGAGUUUGUUCCUGUGAAGGCUAAAAACAAAGGUAAUUGUAAACCUGGUGAGAAAAAAACUGGUAAGAAAGCAAGUAUGGGAAAAAAGAAAACAAAUGCAAUUAAAAAGAAUGGAGAAAGUAGUCCUGAUAGACCUCAAGGUGAAGGGAGUGCUCAAAAUACUAAGAAGCUUCUUCAGCUAAAAGUUGCAACAUGUCCUAGUGAGUCUGAAGUUUCUGAGAUGAGGCAAAAGGAUUGCAUGGAGGCUUUUGACAAGAACAACACAGGCUGUGGUGCAGAGCAACAUUCCUGCUUUCCUGCUGAAGUCUUCCUUUCCAGAAGAACAUAUGUGGUGAAUCCAGCACGGCUGUGCAGUCCUGAAAGUAGUGACUUACUCCAACAGGCUAAGAAGGACACUACUUUUGAGAUCCAGCAUAUGGAGAGCUUGCCAGGGAGCCCAGUUUGUACCUUCUCAAGUCUUGAAGUUCUCCCAGUUGAUUCUAGUCUACAAAAUUCACUUUUCUCGAGGAAAGAGACCUCAAGUGCUUGUGCUUUGCAAGAGAACUCAAGUGUGAGUACAAAGAGCAUCAGACAGAAAACCAACAGAAAAACUAGAAUUAUUAGGCAAAGUGAUUCUGAGCAAGAGAAUCUGCCAAACACUGUGAAAACAGCAGAGGCGAAAGCUGAAGAACAGCCUAAAAGCCAGACAAGCAGGAGGAAGACUGUCAGGAAAGGCAGUUGCCACAAUCAGAGAAAUGAAGUUGAUGUUUUUGGCCUAUGUAUAGAUGUUCAAGGAGUAAAUGAGAAGAGCAAAAAGGAUUUACAAGGUAUUCUUAAACGUAGCAGGAAAACUUACAUUGUCAGUCCUUUGGAUCUUGCAGAAAACUUGGGUUGUAUCCAGACAGAUUUUGAAGAUGGUGACAUUGUACCUUGCAGGUCUGUUCCUGGGAGCAAACCUAGCAAAAUCCCCAGAGCUCAGAUGAUUGUAGCUGCUCAGAACAAGACAAAAGGCCUUCAAGAAAAGGAGCAGGCUAAAGCUGACCACAACAUGAACAAUUCAGAAAAAGAGUCCUGUCCCAAACCAAAGCUUCAGAGUGAGAACACCACCUCUAGACCUCCAGAGACUGAUUCCCUGGCCAGACGAAGUGAUGGUGCCAAAGUGCUCAUUGGAAGUUCAGAACUUGCAUCUAAGCAAACUGUUUUGACAGGGAAGAUUUCCUGCAUUGCAGAUCUGCCUGAUCCAGAUGCCUAUCUGGAGGAGCAGAUGGCAAAUACGGACUUUUCAUACAGUCUUAAAUCCUCCCAUGUGACCUGUUCUCCAGCUUUGUCUGUCAGCUCCUGGCUUACAGAUGCACCAGUUUCCAAGAGCUUAAGUACUGAGGGCAACAGAAUGCCAGAGAAAUCCUCUGUUUGGCCGGAAAGCUUCCUGAUACCUAAAGAAAAGACUGCAGAGGAAGUACCUGAGGAAAAAAGCCAGGUGAAGACAAAUUCUCAGAACUCACCUUCACAGGAAGCUGCGACAAGACCACUGCAGGACUUGACCAAUGCCAGCGCUUUGUCUCCCUCUAGCUCAGAAGGAGCAACAGGGCGCUCAUCCAAGCGGAAACGGAAACCAGGAUGCUACAAAGAGCCAAAACUGAACAGCAAACUGAGGCAGGGGGACCCAUUUACAAACACAGAGUUCCUCACCAACCUUCCCAGAAAAAACAAAAAGAAAAGAACUGCAAAAGCCAAGGAAAUUACCAUGAAGAUCAAAGAAGAAAAAGAAUAGAAGGAAGUGCCAAGGCAGCCAAGCUAAUAACAAUGGGAGGAGACAUGGAGCCAGAAGUAAAAGUUUUGGUUGGACAGGCAGCCCCGAGUCUCUGAGGUGUGGUGCGUGUCUUUGCUAUUGGAUAGCUUAUUUUUUAUUCUAAUUAAUACUAAUAAUAAAGUAUAAAUAAAGUGUCCU